AUGGACCGCAGCGGGCCGUCGGCCAAUGCCAAGCCCCGCAAGGAGUUGUGGCGUGACGAGUAUGAUAAGCUAGGGCGACGGCCGCGGAUGCAAGAGGUUGACGACUGGUAUAACGAGCACGCUGAAAGGAUCUGGGGCCCGGAGAAACCUUCUUUGGAGGCCACCCGCGACCAUGCCAAGUGCCUUCGCAGCAAAAAAGAACUACGCGAGUAUUUUCAGCGCUACAACGCAAAAAAGCAACUUGGGCGUCCCUUCAACGACUUGCGUCAAUGCCGGGGGAAUCGCCCGCGCAGCGGCGGCGGCGGCAGCAGCAGCAACCAGCCGGUAAGUGCUACAGCAGCCAACAGCAGCCAAUCGCCGCGGUCAAGCUCCGACCCGGGUGGUGGUGGCGGCGGCGGCGGUGGUGGCUGUAGCGGCGCCAUGGGCAGCUAUGAUGGUGGCUGCGACGGCGCCACCGGUGGCGCUGGCGCUCAGGAGAUGUACGGCGCUUGUACGAUGGACAUGAUGAGCGACGGAGGCCUCGACCAGCCGCUACGCAGCCGGGAUUCCGACGUGAAAUUUGAACUUGACGGCAGCAGCCCGCAAGCCCGCUUCAGCGAAGGCGGCGGCGGCGGCGGCGGGGUGCCGGACGGCUUUGCGGGGCCCACGGCGAUCUUGGGGACCAUGGGAUCAUCUGUUCGUGGUCAUGAAGCCCUCGGUCCGCUGGGGGCGGCGGUAUCGGCGGGCGAGGACGCCUUGGCCUUGGUCCGCUCCGGGGCGGCGAGUCCCAUCAGCCACGGCAGCGACGGUGGUGGGGGCGGUGGCGCUGGCUCUGACCGACUCAACGCCGCGCGCCAUCAUCCGCACGGUAACCACCUGAGCCGUGCCAAUGGCCAUAUCAACGGGAACAUGGUCGGUGGUUUCGGAGGUCCGAAACCACCAUCGCUUCGCAGCGGCGAUGGAGGAAAUACCGCCGAGGCCACGGACGCCGGCGCUGCCGCCGCCCGAAUGCUAACGGGUAACAGCGCACACUGUCCUGCAUUAUCUGCCGCCGCAGCGGCAGCUGAGAACGUUAUUAACCUGGACAGCCAGAUGCCGUACAACGGCGGCAGCAGAACCGCCGCCGCCACCGCCGCCAACGUAACUACCGGUUCCACGCCUCCUGUCUUUUCCGACUCGCGCCCGGACUCGCACCGCACAAACCUCUCCCGACCCCCGCCUGCCGCGGCGCCGUCGACACUGACGUCUGACGGCCUCGUCCCGCGAAGCUAUCAGGCCCAGGCGCCGCACACGUCCCACUCGCACAGGUUCGAGCCCCACCGACAUCACAAGCACAUUCAGCCGGGCCGAGUCAACUGUGCCCCGGCGGCUUCGGCUGAAGCGGUAGCCUCCGGCUGCUGCGGCGGCGGCUGCAGCGGCAGCGGCGCAGCUGCGAUAAUGGCAGCGGAUGAAGAAGAGGUAGAGGAGGAGGAUGAAGAGGCCGUGGGCGGUGACAAUGCGUCUUCAGGGGCUACGGAAUCGUACCCGAGCAAUUUGGCGCUAGUCUCCCGUUGGCUGGCUGGCAUCGCGGCAUCGGCUCUGAAGAAACGGGUUUCAAUCGACUAUACUGUUGACUUGGCGGGAGCUGCGGCCUCUGACCGCGGCGGCGACGUCGACGCUGUCCCUAUGUACGGCGGCGGCAGCGGCGGCGGUAAUGGAGAUGCAGUGAAUGGCAAGGAACCGGAGGCGACGGGCGUGUUGGACGCCGCGUGGCGGCGGGCGGCGGGGGAGGCGGUGUCGCCGGCGCCGGCGCCGCCGCAGCCAGCCCUGGCACACGCGCAUGGGGAAGAUGCUGCGCCGAUGGAGCACGGCGAUGCGGAAAGCUACGGCGAAGACGAAGGUGUGAAGGCUGAAGAGGAUGCCAGCCGAUUGGCUAAUGUUCAUCUGGACCUGGACGUGACGCAUUGUCAACAACAGCAACGCCACCAUUACGACAGUCCGUGCGGCCGAUCGUCACAAGACCGAAUACCGGGUCCCGUUACAGGUACGGCAACGGUCGCCAUUGAAACGGCGGAGGCGGAGGCGGUACAGCUGGCGCGACGCAGCUCUGGCGGCGGGCGGCGCGAGGCUAGUGGUCACAGUGGCGGCGGCGCAGUCCCGUCACCUGGCGGCGGCGGCGGUGAUGAUGAGGAGCCCUCUCCGUUAGGUCCUCGGGAGCCCUCUCUCUCCGACCUACCGCAGUCGCCGCUGGCGGUGCUGGCGACGGCGGUGGCUACCGACGCCGGCGUUGCCGCUGCCGCUGAAGCGGCGCUGCCGCUACAGCUGUCGUUCCGCUCCAGCGACGCUUUUACCGGGUGCCGCGAAGAGACAGACAUUCUGGGCAGCGGCAGCGCCGGUGGUACUGCCGCAGGUGGCACCGGCGGCGGCGGCGGCGGCGGCGGCGGCUCUCUGUCCGCCGGCAGCAAACGCGCGGCGGCCGCGGCGGCUGCCGCUCUGGAGCUCUUGGGCGUGCCGUCACUGCGCGCCUCCGUCGCUGACGACGGCUUUCCUGACACGCCACACCUGCAUCGGCCGCAAAAGCUCUUGCGGCUUGAAACGGGACUGUCGGGGCAUGGAAGGAGCGGUGGCAGCUUGAGCCAACGUCCAAGUGUGGCGUCAUCUGGCGCUGCGAUAACCGGAAGCGCCGUGAGCUUGAGCGGCAGCGGUGCUGGCAACGGCGGCAGCGGCGGCAUCGUUGUUGAGCCGCCGCCACGUCCACCACCGCCGCCGGCAACGGCAGCUGGCGGUAUUGUACGGGCGCCUACGCCGGUCCCGGGGGUGACACUGCCGCCGGGCUCUCCCCCGGAUCCUUUCCGUACACCCAUGUUCCAACGCUCCAUCGGGAGGGAGGGCCUUGGCGGCGCGCAUCUAGGCGGCGGCGGCGGCGAGGGCGGCAGCUGCAACCUAGCGCCGUCGGUUCUUCAGGCGCGAGAAUCAGUGUGUAUGCGCGGCACGUUGCCGCUGCCGCCAGCAGGGGCAGUAGCAGCGGGGACAGCGGGCUUUUUGUUGCCGCAGCGAGAGUCGCUUAGCGCGCGGGGCAGCAUGCCCCCGCCGCUGCUGCUACUGCCGCCGCGCCCGGACGGCAGUAGCAGAGCUGACGGCAAGGCAGCGCCGCCGCUGCCGCAACACCCGCUAACGGACGCUGGCCGCCGAUUGACAACCCCCCGGCUGCUGUCGGAGGUAGAUGCCGGGUGGUCGGCGGCGGCGGCGGCGGUGCGCCCGCUGGCGGCCCGGCCUGCCGUCACUACCGCGAUCGGCGGCGGCGACGUCGCGCCGAUUGCGCAGGAUGGUGGUGGUGGUGGUGGUAGGGGGAGGGCCGGCCGUGGAGACCUCUGGACCUUUGGAAAGGCAUCCUGCCCCCGCCCCACUGUUUCUGACGACCCCAUCAUUUCAAAAUCAUUCUUGCCACUUUCCACAGGCGGGCCACAUCAUGUACGGCACAUCAUGCACUGGGCCCUAUGCAUGCAGUGA
Volvox carteri f. nagariensis is the source of this 3468-nucleotide messenger RNA. RefSeq lists its product as uncharacterized. NCBI's taxonomy places the organism in Eukaryota, Viridiplantae, Chlorophyta, Chlorophyceae, Chlamydomonadales, Volvocaceae. The transcript has 7 exons. The coding region runs from base 1 to 3468 and encodes 1155 amino acids. The record is from RefSeq and is a predicted model, not a curated record.